UGCACGUACCCGCGCGCGGCCAGGGAGCUCUUGCUCAGGGCGCUGCUGUCGUUGGUGCUCUGUACCGCCCCUGCCCGUCGCCCGUGGCUUCGUGGGCCCAUGGCCCGAAGAGACUUGCGAGCAAGAGACCGUCACGGGUGAAGUUGAGUCCAGAGCGACAGAUGUAUGGAAAACAAGCAAUCUGAAUGAAAUUCAAGAACACAAAACUUGCUAAGUGAAAUACAUUGUACUGUCCUUAUCAUGGAUGAGAGUGUUUGAAGAAAAAAAACAUUUAUCCUGCUUAAUCAUGAUGGAAGCAGAAGAGCCACUGCCAUGGGAGACAGACUUUUACUCAGAAUUACCUAAAGUGGAACUUCAUGCUCACUUGAAUGGAUCCAUUAGUUCUAAUUCCAUGAAGAAAUUAAUAGCUAAGAAGCCUGGUCUUAAAAUCCACAAUAAGAUGACUAUAAUCGACAAGGGAAAGAAAAGGACAUUAGAUGAAUGUUUCCAGGUGUUUCAAAUUAUUCAUCAAAUUACAACUAGCCCUGAAGAUAUUCUAAUGAUCACAAAAGAUGUCAUAAGAGAAUUUGCAGAGGAUGGUGUCAAGUAUCUGGAACUAAGGAGCACACCCAGAAAAGAAACGGCUACAGGAAUGACCAAAAGGACUUAUAUAGAAUCUGUACUUGAAGGAAUAAAACAGUCCAAACAAGAAAACCUGGACAUUGAUGUUAGGUAUUUGAUAGCCAUUGACAGAAGAGGGGGCCCUUCCGCAGCCAAGGAGACUGUUAAACUUGCUGAAGAAUUCUUUCUGUCUACUGAGGAUACAGUUCUUGGCCUUGACCUCAGUGGUGACCCUACUGCAGGAGAAGCAAAAGACUUCUUGGAACCUCUUUUGGAAGCUAAAAAAGCAGGUCUAAAGUUGGCAUUGCAUCUUUCAGAGAUUCCAAACCAAACAAAAGAAACACAAGAACUCCUGGAUCUCCUUCCUGACAGAAUUGGGCACGGAACAUUUCUCAAUUCCUCUGGGGGAGGGUCCAUGGACCUGGUGGAUUUUGUGAGGCGACACCAGAUACCACUGGAACUGUGUCUGAGCUCAAACAUCAAAAGUCAGACAGUUCCAUCUUAUGACCAGCAUCAUUUUGGGUUCUGGUACAGCAUCCGCCAUCCUUCUGUGAUUUGUACUGAUGACAAGGGUGUUUUUGCAACAAGCCUUUCUCAAGAGUAUAAGCUGGCAGCUGAAACAUUUAAUUUGACCCAGUCUCAGGUGUGGGAUCUGUCUUACGAAUCCAUCAACUACAUCUUCGCUUCUGACAGCACCAUGUCUGAACUGAGGAAGAAGUGGAAUCAUAUGAAGCCCAAAGUGUUACAUUUUUAAUUCAAUUUAAUUUUUAUUUUA
Molecule: messenger RNA, 1375 nt
Organism: Erinaceus europaeus (western European hedgehog)
Lineage: Eukaryota; Metazoa; Chordata; Mammalia; Eulipotyphla; Erinaceidae
Gene: MAPDA
Product: adenosine deaminase like
Exons: 11
Coding region: 245-1354 (369 amino acids)
Biological process (GO): inosine biosynthetic process; adenosine catabolic process
Molecular function (GO): adenosine deaminase activity
Source: RefSeq, a predicted model, not a curated record